UGUAGACACUACAGUCAAAUCUGUUUUCUAAAAUUUUUACCUUUGUAAACGUGUCAAAAAUUGAAGGAAAAUAGAUUUUUAUUAAAAAAGAAAAAGGAGUAAAAAUUACAAACAAUCAUAAAAUUGAACUAAAAUUAAAUGGAUACAAUUACUGAAACUGAAAUUCUAAAUGCGGAAAAAAAUAUUACAGACGGUAGUGCACUAAAAGUGCCUACAUCAUUAGAAGGUAUUUGCGUGGCUUAUGGAAGCUUAGUAGUUAUGGCAAUAUUUCCUAUAUUUUUUGGUUCAAUUCGUUCAGUUAAGCACCAUAAAAUCAAAAAGGCAUCUGGUGAAAAAGCAGAUGUAAUGUCCUCAAAAGAUGCAAUAAUGUUCCCAUUAAUAGCCUCUUGUGCGUUAUUUGGAUUAUAUAUAUUUUUCCAGAUAUUUUCAAAAGAUUAUAUUAAUUUACUCCUUACUGGAUAUUUCUUCUUUUUGGGAAUAAUGGCUCUCUCAAAUUUAUUAAGUCCAAUAGUUGGUUCAUUAAUACCUGCAGCAAUUCCAAAAGUACCAUUCCACAUCUUAUUUACAGAAGGAGAAGACAAAGACAAAAAAGACAUUAUAAAUUAUAAGUUUUCAUCGCAUGAUAUUGGUUGCCUCAUUAUAUCUGUAAUCGUUGGAGUGUGGUACUUAUUAAAAAAACACUGGAUUGCCAAUAAUUUAUUUGGUUUAGCUUUUGCAAUCAAUGGAGUUGAAUUAUUACAUUUAAAUAAUGUUGUUACUGGAUGUAUUCUUUUGAGUGGACUUUUUAUCUAUGAUAUAUUUUGGGUUUUCGGAACAAAUGUUAUGGUUACUGUUGCAAAAAGUUUUGAAGCACCUAUAAAACUAGUAUUCCCACAAGAUUUACUUGUAAAUGGCUUAGCAGCUUCGAAUUUUGCAAUGCUUGGUUUAGGAGACAUUGUAAUUCCUGGAAUUUUUAUUGCAUUGUUAUUAAGAUUUGACCAUAGCUUAAAGAGACGAAAAAAUGUAUACUUCUAUUCGACAAUAUUUGCUUACUUAUUAGGUUUAAUUUUUACAAUUUUUGUGAUGCACAUGUUUAAACACGCUCAACCAGCUUUGUUAUAUUUAGUUCCAGCCUGUAUUGUAACACCCACUCUAAUCGCGUUUUUAAAAGGAGAUUUAAAACAACUUUUUUCAUAUGAAGAUCAUCCAGAGGAAAAACCAGAAAAAGAGAAGAAAGAAUCAAGUAAAAAGAACAAACAGUCUAAAUCGAUGUAAGAAAAGAAAUGUUCAAUUUGUAUGUUGUAUAUGGGAAUUUAAUUUUUUUAUCUAGAACCAUGUAAAUUGAAUAAUUUUAAUAGUAUGUAUUAAAAAUAAAAUUAAUGUAUUAUGAAUAUAUAUUAUUUAAAUUUUUUAUUUUGCUAAGCAUAAUAUAAAUUUUACUUUUUUGUUAUUUUCAA
Condylostylus longicornis is the source of this 1436-nucleotide messenger RNA. RefSeq names its product minor histocompatibility antigen H13. Gene Ontology annotation, molecular function: aspartic endopeptidase activity, intramembrane cleaving. Gene Ontology annotation, biological process: membrane protein proteolysis. The record is from RefSeq and is a predicted model, not a curated record. The transcript is spliced from 3 exons. Gene Ontology annotation, cellular component: lumenal side of endoplasmic reticulum membrane; membrane; cytoplasmic side of endoplasmic reticulum membrane. The coding region runs from base 139 to 1254 and encodes 371 amino acids. Lineage: Eukaryota; Metazoa; Arthropoda; Insecta; Diptera; Dolichopodidae.